CCCGCGGAAGCUGCAGGAGCAUCGCUAGGUGUUGCCGCCACCAGGAAGCCGGGCUGCAGGAUGAGUAAGAGAUACUUACAGAAAGCAACAAAAGGAAAACUGCUAAUAAUAAUAUUUAUUGUAACCUUGUGGGGGAAAGUUGUGUCCAGUGCAAACCAUCAUAAAGCUCACCAUGUUAAAACGGGCACUUGCGAGGUGGUGGCACUCCACAGAUGCUGUAAUAAGAACAAGAUAGAAGAACGGUCACAAACGGUCAAGUGCUCCUGCUUCCCUGGGCAGGUGGCAGGUACCACACGAGCUGCUCCAUCUUGUGUGGACGCUUCAAUAGUGGAACAGAAAUGGUGGUGCCAUAUGCAACCAUGUCUUGAGGGAGAGGAAUGUAAAGUUCUUCCAGAUCGGAAAGGAUGGAGCUGUUCCUCUGGGAAUAAAGUGAAAACAACUAGGGUAACCCAUUAACAAAGGAUAAAUCAAGUGAUCCUCAAGGCUGAUUACAUUGAACAUCAGCAUAGAAACAUAACUCAUGAGGUGAUCUUGAAGGAAAAUUUUUAUACAGCUCACAAGAGGCACUCUGGAGUCUAUUAUUUCCAGGGGAUUUCAUGGCUUGUAAUCAGCUUCUUCUUGGAAUCAAGACUUUUUAAAAGUCCGACAUGAACUUCUCUAUCAUGAAGAUUUCAUCAGAUUUGAACUGUGUUCAACUUGUAUAACUGCACUUGCAAAAAGGAUUUGAAGUUACUAUCUGAAGAGUUAGCGUUUCCGGAUGGUGUCAGAGACACUUACCUUUUGGGCUCUUGGCUCCAAAUGUGACUGCUUUUCUUGUUUCUGAAAGUCUCCCAAGUGCACUGGCCUUCUGUCAUGGACCUGUUCCUGAGUCCUGUGUUCAGUGGCUAGGACUGCACAUGGCUUCAGUGACUUUUCCUUUGAGAACUUCUCCUCUGGCAUGGUGUAGACUGAGACAAUUUAUUUGUAUCCUAACCUUGGAGCUCUGAAAGCCUACAUGUUUUAACAUCUUAAAGUUGCUUUUGUUAAAGGAAUGGAAAUAUAUAUCCAUUGAUAAUAAUUAUUGUUGGCAAGUAAUAGUUAUCUGAAUACAUCAAUCAUAUAAGAAUGUAUAGACAAGCUGACAUGUUUCCCCAAGGCUAACACACUGCUGCAGCUCUCUGUCAGUUAAAUAGGUAGUAGUUAAUUAGAACUGAAUUACCAUUUUCAUUAUAUACUCCUGUUUGGUACCUCUAGAGUACUCUCCCUUUCAGUUUUUUUGUUUUUUGUUUUUUGUUUUAAAGUGGGCUUUUUCUUUCAUUUUUAUCUUUACUUUUUCCCUUCACAGUGAGCAGUCAAGUAUUUAGGUAACCUUCAGUUUCAAAAAACUGCCAGGGAUGCAUGUGGGUUUUGAUUUCUUAGCUUGAAAGUUAUUCACUUAGAUUUCUUCUAGUAUUUUUUUAAACUGUCCUUUCUAUCUCAUUUUAAAAAGGCUGUCUCUUGCUCUAUCCCAAUGACUGUUUGAAUGCCUAUCUGUUUAUUCAGUCUGUUGGUAGAAUAAAUUGUUCUUUUCCUUGGUCUCAAUUUUAUAAAUAUUUGCUUACCGUUGUCCCAUUCAAACAAUUUCUUUAGUCAGUCUUUGUCCACAUUUUCAUAAUACUUUUAACAUUUGUGGUUUUCAGUUCUACAGGAAAAUCUUAUAAAUAUUUCAAGGCCUUAAACAUGUAUGUACUUUUUUUUCUAAGUUACUCACAGAAUGUAUAAUUUUAUACUACAUCUGCUUUGUUUCAUUUGUGAUGCGGAGGGAGAGAAGAAUGGAAAUUGCAUAACCAUUCUGGAUAUUGUGUAAAUGUAUAGUUUGAAGGAAUGUAAAGGGGGAGGAGCUUCUGUGUUUUACUCAUCUUAGACUAAUAGGAAGAUACUUCAGAAAUUGUCCUAUUAGAAGUUCCAUUAUGUUAGAGAAGGUGUGGACAUCUUUUGUUUUUUAAAACUCACUGACAUGGCCAAUUAAGUAUAUGUUGAUUUCCAUGAUGGAGGCUGACAUACAAACCUAAGCUCUCCAGGCUAAGUUGGUAACAACUUUCAAAGACCAAUACAUUACCCAGAAUCUUCUCUCGGCAGAAUGACUAAAAGCAUAAAAUUUGUUAAACAUUACAUUUGUAAAGUAUGCUUUUGAUAUUGAACUAAAGUAAAGUAUACUGCCCCAUAAGUUCAUGGAAUGGAAUGACUUUCUCCUUCCAUUUUAAUUAUGCAUAUACAACUAGAUGGCUCUGAGUGAAUUUUGCAAUGGUUCAAGACUGUCUGAACUCAUAAAGAAAGGAGUAACAGUUGUGCUGGAGUUUCUGCAUCAGUAAUAAUAUCAUUAAUUUCUUUGGAACAAAGUGGAAAACUAUAUUAUUUUGGAAAUUAUGAAUUUGUCCUAGGUUUGAAAUUAUAGAUCAUGCCUCUCAUUUUUUAAACUAUGUCCCCUAAAACAACACUGGAAAUUCUGUAUUAUAUUCAAGUGUAAUACAUGCAUAUCAAUAGAAAAAAAUAAAUGGAAUUUCAAAUAUAUUAACUA
Molecule: messenger RNA, 2536 nt
Organism: Balaenoptera musculus (blue whale)
Lineage: Eukaryota; Metazoa; Chordata; Mammalia; Artiodactyla; Balaenopteridae
Gene: TAFA2
Product: TAFA chemokine like family member 2
Exons: 5
Coding region: 61-456 (131 amino acids)
Molecular function (GO): receptor ligand activity
Source: RefSeq, a predicted model, not a curated record